Messenger RNA from Anopheles stephensi (Asian malaria mosquito), 831 nucleotides. Its product is annotated as odorant receptor Or1-like. Bases 1 to 831 code for a protein of 276 amino acids. Gene Ontology annotation, biological process: sensory perception of smell; detection of chemical stimulus involved in sensory perception of smell. Gene Ontology annotation, molecular function: olfactory receptor activity; odorant binding. The record is from RefSeq and is a predicted model, not a curated record. Gene Ontology annotation, cellular component: plasma membrane. The transcript has 5 exons. NCBI's taxonomy places the organism in Eukaryota, Metazoa, Arthropoda, Insecta, Diptera, Culicidae.
AUGGAAUUCUUCUACAAGAAUGUGUUUAAAAUACAAAAGCUUAUCCGUCGGCUAGAGGGAGAACUCUACCAACCUCGAACCGCCGAAGAAGAUUAUCCACUGGAACGGGCACGCAAAAAGACAACCACCUUCUGGGUGCUGUACUUUAUCUUCUCCGACGGGUUAGUUACCAAGUGGCUAAUAAUAUCGUGCAUCUACACCAUCAUGCUCGUACCGGCGUGGCCUGUAGUGGAUCAUACCGCACCGUACGGGGUAUUUUUAAUGGUGCUCGGCUACCAAUUUGUUGCUAUGUUUUUAAACGCUUCUUUUAACAUCUCGUGGGACUCGCUGGUUGCUGCACUGCUGGCCCUAACGAACGCUCAUCUGCAUCGUUUGCAGAUACAGCUUAUGAAGGUAGGACAUCCACAACUAAGAGGUUCGAGUGAUGAUAAGAGACUCGCGACGGUGGAAACGAUUCCUGAUCAGAAGAAUUCGAAGGAUGACGUUUACAACGAACUCUUGAGAUGUAUCGUCUUUCAUCAGGAAAUUACUGGAUUCCUGCGAGACGUACUUAAGCUAUUCAGUGGACCAAUGCUGUUGCAACUCUAUUGCUCCGUGUUCAUUCUGUGUAUUACCGAGUUUCGGCUGCUUACGGAUGUGAACACAACGACAGAAACGAUCAGGGCGCUCACGUACUUGAUAUGCUUGAUCAUACAGGUCGUUCAAUAUUGUUAUUUUGGAAAUGAAGUUAACUAUAUGUCUCAAAAGGUUCAUCAAGCGACGGCGUUCAUGAACUACCCAGCGAUGGACAUUAGGACACGGAAGCUUCUGAUAGCUUUCCAACAACUGUAA